GUUUGUCGUCUUUAAUGAGUGGUCUUCAAUCGUCUGUAAUUUGCAGUAAAAACAAAAUGGCAUGUGUGAAUGCAAAAGAGACAAGAAACUGUGGCGUUAUGUGAGUAUUACAGCAUUUUUGCAGUGCGCCGAGAGAGUGAGAUUAUCCCCGAAACACAGAAUGCUUGUUGUCCAUAAAGAAACAUUGGAGAGCAACUCUGUGGCCACUUGAGCAGCAACAGUCGUGCAGUGUGGAUCGACACAUUUGUGCCCCCGAAAAGAGACCAAAAAACCCUGAGAGAAAAGUGACGAGACAGAGCGGAAGGUGAAUUGGACGAAAGUAAAAGUGUUUGCGAGUGAAAUUGGAGUGGGUUUGAAAUGAAGGAGGUGCAGAAGGGAAUAACAGCCGCGGACGAUUACGUCUUCCAGCUGGAUGACGAUCUGAAGGAUUGCGCUGAGCGCGAACUCCGCGAAACCAGUGCCGUGCGCAAGGCGGCAAUUGAGGCGAUCAGGCAGUGGUUGGCACAGCAUCCGAAAAUCCUCGCGACGCGCCUCGACGCCAACUUCAUCCUGCGCUUCCUGCGGAACAAGAAGUUCAGCGUUCCCAUCACGCAAGAGUGCAUCGAGAGAUAUUUGCUGCUCCGCAAGAUUCGCAAUGGCGAAAUGUUCAUGAAUCUGGACAUGAAAUCGCCAGCCGUGGCCGAUUUGCUGGAUUUGGGAUACAUUUUUGCUCUGCCAGAUCGAGAUCAUCUGGGACGCAGAGUAAUAAUGCACCGACCGGGAGUGUUUAAUAUGCAGAAGCACAAGAACUACGAUAUGCUCAAAGUGCAUGCUCUCACGUAUGAGACUCUGCUUGAGGAUGAGGAGAAUCAAAUUCGAGGUUUUGUCUAUGUUGUCGAUGCGGCGAAGAUUGGUCUGCAACACUUGACGCUCUUCACACCCCAGGAAGCUGUCAGGAUUGCCAAAAAUGCAGAGAGAACCGUCCCAAUGCGCCACAAGAGGCUGAUAGCAUUCAACAUCAAUUCGAGCCUGAAGUUCGCCGUGGACUUUGGCAUAUCUCUCGUGAGUGAGAAAUUCAAGAAGCGCGUCAUUCUGUGCACAAAUCUCGAGAGAGCCAAUCGAUAUAUUGACAGCAGUCUCCUCCCGGCUGAAUACGGAGGAAACAUGCCGAUGGCAGAGAUGAUAAAGCUGUUCAAGAAGGAGCUGGAGGACAAGCAGCCAACCAUCCUGCACAACGACAAUAUGAAUCUGAGAUUGGACAUGUAUCCGCCGGAAGCUCUCGAGGGAUCUCUGGGUGCGAUAAAUCGAGCGUGUGGCGCUCAGAAAGACUCCGUCGGAUCGACUUUCCACGGUUUGCAGGGUAGUUUCCGUAAGUUAGAGGUGGAUUGAGUAACAAGAGAGACUUACUU
Molecule: messenger RNA, 1388 nt
Organism: Phlebotomus argentipes
Lineage: Eukaryota; Metazoa; Arthropoda; Insecta; Diptera; Psychodidae
Product: clavesin-1-like
Exons: 5
Coding region: 358-1368 (336 amino acids)
Cellular component (GO): membrane
Molecular function (GO): phosphatidylinositol bisphosphate binding
Source: RefSeq, a predicted model, not a curated record